Folsomia candida is the source of this 1794-nucleotide messenger RNA. RefSeq lists its product as uncharacterized. The record is from RefSeq and is a predicted model, not a curated record. NCBI's taxonomy places the organism in Eukaryota, Metazoa, Arthropoda, Collembola, Entomobryomorpha, Isotomidae. The transcript has 2 exons. Bases 136 to 894 code for a protein of 252 amino acids.
AAUCCAUCCCCAUUGCCCAGCAGUGUAUACCGCAUACCGAAAGACAAACCGGGAGAGAAAUAUAUCACGGAUUUGAUCUGGUUUCUCCACCCGAAUCGGGGACACCUAGUUAAAAGAUUGAAACUUUAUGGAACCAUGGAAUCAAAUUUUGACUACAAGAUCUUCCUAAAAGUUGUGACGGGAUUGCAAGAAAAUUUGGAAGAAUUGAAAUUGAUUGCGCCCUUCGAGACACGGGAAGAGUACAAAAUCGCAAAAAAUCUUGACUUCAAGAGGCUCAAAUACUUUUCUUGUUAUCUCAGUAAUUUGGAAGGCAGCAUUUCCUUCGAUGCGAACGAACUCGUCUGGGUGGCACCAUGGGCAUCAGCAAUUGUGGGGGUGGAAAGAAUGAGAAUUUCCGGUUUUUCUGAUAUACCGUCCUGGUUCGUGAAAAGGUUGGAAAUCAUUGGCCCUUCCUCGUUCCAUAAUUUGACUCAAUUUGCCUUCGAUGUUUACGACUAUACCGUGGUGUCGAUCGGACUGGAUUUUGCAGCUGGGUUGAAACAACCACUCAAACUUUUACGCGUGUCGGAGCUACUGGAUGUGGAGAAUUGUCACAAGUUUGAAAACUUGGUGGAGAAAAAUGCCAAAAGUUUGGAAUCCUUGGGAUUUAUUGUGUCAACUAUACGAAAUGAUAAAAAGGUUAAAAGUUUGCAAAUUCGACUACCGGCGCUGCCCAAGUUGCAAAAACUUUUCUUUUCCGUGGAACGAGGACCUGUGUUGUAUUAUAACAGGAGUGAGAUCAAGGUCACUCUGACCUUUCCAGGGGUUAGUGAAACGGUCAACUACAAGGAGCACCUUCCGUCCAUUCGUUGCAUGAAAAUCCACCCGGAGGGUGGGUCUGGACGUUGUACGUAGUGGGAAAAGUAUGGCGAUUUUUUCGACACCUUCCUCCCCAAGGGAGACAUGUCAGAAGUUUGUAAAACUCUGGAAAUUUUGGACAUUCCGUACGAGACUUGGGAUAAUCCACCAAUUCCAUACCCACGAGUGGCCGAACUUCCUGGAAUAUUUCCAAAUGUGGGGAACAAGUUUAUGACGAAAUUUAGGAAGAUGUAAUGUAAUCCUCCCCGUAAACCAGAUUGGUAAAUAUGAUUGAGACGAAGACUUAAAUAUAAGUAUGCUUUCGAGAUUGGUAUAAAAAGUUAGUAACAAUUUGUCGGCCUUUUUAAUUAGUUGUAAUUCUUUCUGGUUUUGUAAUUCAUCUUUAAAUAUUGUUUGUUUAUCAACUUGAAAUAUGUAUGUUUACAUUUGUGUUUUGUAUGAAAUUUCGAUGAUCGAAUACUUGGCAAUAAAUACCUUUAUUUGAACAAAGGUCGUCGACAGUUCUGCCAGUGAAAACAUGGUGGUCGUCUAUUCGGCGAAUUCCGGCGACACGGCUGCCGACGGCCCCACUAACUCGGGGGUGGCAACGAGGUAGUUUCCGACUCGGAGGGAGUAGUUAUCCGGCAAAGUUGGAAACAGUUUGCAAUCUUGCCUUAUCAGGACGGUCGAAAGUUUACCCUCGGGACAAAAUACACGUCACGGGAGGAGCAAGGCGAAUUUAUCUUCCUCCAUGUCGAGGACGACUAUUAUGACGACGAGGAAGGCGACAACUUGGGGAACGUUAAUACGGCGUCGCUCGUGGAAAUAUUCUGUGACAAUGGGCAGUUCUAUAUAACGCCUGGAUCAGUGCGUAAUUGAAUAUUAGGGAAAAUAUACAAUUUUAUCUAUGGGUAAUUAAUUGUUCAGGUGUUUUAAAUAUUUAAUUUUAGGGAGUCG